AUCUGAGCGAUAUGAUUAACAUCACGUUCACUCAGCGUUAGGAAACAUUAUUCUUCGACUUCUUGCGUGGAGAGAAAGAUCAAAUAAAACACAAUAAUCAUGGGCAACCGGAUGGAUGUGCAGAAUCUGUUUGAACAUAUCAAGUUCAUUUCUGAAGAAGCUGCGCACAUACUACGUGAGGCGGUUCCCUAUGGUACAGAUAUUCUCACAUUAACAAUGGAGGAUCUUAAUGAACUCCUGCCAGGUGAAUGUAAUUUUCAGCUCAGAAGACAUAUCAUGGGUCUCAUCGAUGUGUUUUUACAGAUCACCAAUGACAACGCCAUUCCUGGGAAGGGCACUGAUCCUGCUGGAGAGGAGAGUGAAUCUGAUCAGAAGACGAUUGUAUCACCAAUGGAACAUUCCACUGGUUCAUCUGGAGAUCUAAUAAUCUUGUGUGAAGAUCAUGCCCCGGAGGUCCUACAGUCCAAUGUUGAUCACACCAACGUGGAUAUGGAGGAGAAGCCGAUGGCUGCCCAGGAUGGCAAAAGGUCAAACAUCACCAGUGACAGUGAGGUUCCUAGGAAUGACACUAAUCCUGCUGGAGAGGAGAGUGAAUCUGAUCAGAAGAUGAUUGUAUCACCAAUGGAUCAUUCCACUGGCUCAUUUGGAGGUCUAGAGCAGAAGCCGAUAGCUGCCAAGGACGGCAAAAGGCCACACAAAAGCUCUAAAAAAGUGAAAGUCCACGUGCUGGUCACCGGAGAAAUUUUCAAUACUCAUGAGACCUUCAUGCAAAAGCUGAAGCUGCGGAUAGAGCUCUGCAGUGCAGAGAGCAGCAACAUCAUCCUGGUCUUCUGUCCUGUUGUUUCUCAUAUUAGGACAGACAUGGAGGCAGCAAUGGCCAGAGUUACAGAAGACAAACCUGUCAUCCUGGUGUUCAUGCACUACUGUAAUAACCCCAGUCACAUAACCAACAUCAUAGUGCAACCGUCCAGGAGCAACAUAGUGCAAGUCAUCCACUGCGCCUUCCAUGAAACUAUAGGGCUGCUGGAAUGUCAGGAAAAUGAGCAGGCGGUCAACACCGUGCAGUCAGCACUGCUGAGACUCUGCAGGUGUGUUGAUGUACAAGCUGAGGUCCCUCUCACCCAGUCGGAGAUUAAGCAGCAGCCUGUGGCAGCUCAGAAUGCCAAUAGGCCAAUCAUGACCAAUGAGGUACCAAGGACGGGUACCAAGCCAAUGACAGAGGAGAGGGAAUCUGAUCAAAGGACGAUUGUACCAGCAAAGGGACAUUCCACUGGCCCCUCUGGAGGAACUUCAUUUUUGUCUAAGACUGGACGAUUCUUCUCAAAGUCAAACUGGAAUAUCUCUUCAGUGAAAGUCCAUGUGCUGGUUGUUGGAGAAACUUUUGGUACUCAUGGAACCUUCAUGCAAAAGCUGAAGCUGCGGAUAGACCAAGACUGCAGUGCAGAGAGCAGCAGCGUCAUCCUGGUCUUCUGUCCUGUUGUUUCUCAGAUUAGGACAGACAUGGAGGCAGCAAUGGCCAGAGUUACAGAAGACAAACCUGUCAUCCUGGUGUUCAUGCACUACUGUAACAACCCCAGUCACAUAACCAACAUCAUAGUGCAACCGUCCAGGAGCAACAUAGUGCAAGUCGUCCACUGUGCCUUCCAUGAAUAUAUAGGGCUGCUGGAAUGCAAGGAAAAUGAGCAGGCGGUCAAUGCAGUGCACUCAACACUGCUGAGGUACAAGUGAAGAAACAGACCCUCUGCAGGGGAAACGUGUAUUAGCACAAAUACUGUGCACACAUCCAGGAUAUUAAUCAGAUUAAGCAAUUAUCCUCAGAAUUGGUAAUCAAACUUUGUGAUUAUUCUGCUGUGGAGUUAAACUAUGCAGGAUAUUUCCGACUAAGAAUCACCCACCAAAUAUAAAAACAUUAAAUAAUAACCCAACAAAUUACAAAUUUUACAGAUCAACAGUAACUAUCAAGAGAAUUUCUAACAUCUUAACUGUAUUGCAUGUGAUUGAAAAAAUAAACAGAAAAAAAUUCAUGACUAAUUUAUUUUAAAAGUAACAAAUUAAUUUGUCUUUUAUAUUUUAUGCUUUGUGUAUAAGGCCUCAUUGGAAGUCUAAGGCAUAUAAUGGGACACCCCCCAACCCCCCACUAUAUUAAUUGGUUUCAUGUUAUUUUACUUUAUAUUCUUUUCAUGUACUAAUUGGCUGCAUUUUAUUUUAUGGAGCAGGUGAGAUUUAUAUUGUUAUCCAUUGUAUUUUUUUAUUAUUUCAGUUUCUUGUUUAGCCGAUGCUAACUGACAUCUGGGUCCUGUCGGAGGACAGAUGUGCGGUUUUUGGAUUAAUGAAUGCGCAGGAGAGAGCUGGCGGUGUGUGUGAUGGUUGGAGUAAUACAACAAUAAAGCCUUUUAUUUGUUUUAAAUCUA
This is a messenger RNA of Paramormyrops kingsleyae, 2411 nucleotides long. The record is from RefSeq and is a predicted model, not a curated record. Lineage: Eukaryota; Metazoa; Chordata; Actinopteri; Osteoglossiformes; Mormyridae.